AUGACAAUGCGGAUGAGCGCUGCUAUCCUAUUUAUCUUCUUUAUUCUUAAUGCUUCAAAUGCUGUGAAGAAUGGAGAAUCUCAGAAGAACCCCGACCUGUCUCACUUACGAGAACAGGCAAACUCAGAGGGUGGGGUUGAUCUAUCUUUGGGUAUAGGCAAAGUCAGUAAUCAACACGAAAAGCACAUUAACCCGGCCCAUUCGAUUCGUCCAGCUCAACCUCGGCCUGUCAGAGAAUUCGAUAUGCGUACAAAAGAAUUCAAACAACUCCAAAAAAAUUAUCCUGACAUUGAUUUCAGAAGUGAAAAACAGAAAGCUAACCAAAUUUAUCAACAAGCACAUAAAAAGGAACAACUUUCCACAUUGAAUCAAGUUGAAUACGCAAAAGUACAAUCAAAAAUUUUAAAAAGUAAGAAAGAGUCUCGAGAACGUAGACUUCAAAAGCUAGGCUAUGGGUAUGGAUUAUCAGGAGAAAUUGGUAAGCUCAGGAAGAAAGAAAAGGAUGAGGGGAAAUUGUCGGUCAACGAUGCAGCAAGGCUAUCACAAUUACGGCAAAAGAAUUCCGAUAGAGUCUUCAACGCCAGACAAAAGCUCAGACUGCGAAAAGCCCAAGAAGCUAUGCUUAAGGAUACGAUACAAAAUAAAUCUAAACAAUAG
Meira miltonrushii is the source of this 657-nucleotide messenger RNA. RefSeq lists its product as uncharacterized. The transcript has a single exon. Bases 1 to 657 code for a protein of 218 amino acids. The record is from RefSeq and is a predicted model, not a curated record. NCBI's taxonomy places the organism in Eukaryota, Fungi, Basidiomycota, Exobasidiomycetes, Exobasidiales, Brachybasidiaceae.